Messenger RNA from Aplysia californica (California sea hare), 6608 nucleotides. RefSeq names its product sorting nexin lst-4. Gene Ontology annotation, cellular component: cytoplasmic vesicle; plasma membrane. NCBI's taxonomy places the organism in Eukaryota, Metazoa, Mollusca, Gastropoda, Aplysiida, Aplysiidae. Gene Ontology annotation, molecular function: phosphatidylinositol binding; protein binding. The record is from RefSeq and is a predicted model, not a curated record. Gene Ontology annotation, biological process: endosomal transport; endocytosis; plasma membrane tubulation.
GACAUUGGCGAUGGCUGGUGGGAAGCAAAGAAUGACCAAGGGGACCAGGGUCUGGUGCCUGAGUCCUAUGUGGAGAUCCUGUCUGUACCAGAGCCCGAUUUCCUCCCUCCUCCCCCACCCCCAGCUGUGUCAGAACCCUCUGCCCCGCCCUUAUCAUUGCCUAGCAACGGUUUCUCCGCUCCACCACCACAACAGCAGCAACAGCAGCAGCAACAGUACAAUGCACAGCAGAGUUUCGAUGAUUGGGACGAGGACUGGGAUGAUGAUGAUGAUGAGUCAAGCAAUAGUACCAUUGGACAUAGUCAGGAUUUAGGAGGUCAGGGCAACUUUGGCCUAUCAGCGCCGACGAAACGAGAAAAGCAGCUCUCCCCUGGCACGGAGAUGUCCAAGUAUGGUACUGUCAAGAGUAGUUUUAGCAGAUUUUCAAGUUUUGCCAAGACGGGCGGAGAUGCUUUCUUGAUGGGCCAGACAAACGACCGCGUGCCGGAUAGUGACAAAAUCAAAAUCAUUGAUACUGCUGAUGGCCCAAUGUGGUUGAACCAGGACAGUGCGUACACUUGUGCCGUCACAUCGCCCAAGAAAGAGAGCAAGAUGAAGGGGCUCAAGAGUUACAUCGCUUACCAGCUGCAGCCAUCUUUCAGCAACAUCGUGGUCAGCCGGAGGUACAAGCAUUUUGAUUGGCUCUUGGAACGACUGGAGGCCAAGUUUGUGUGCAUCCCCAUCCCUCCUCUACCAGAUAAAGCUGUCACGGGUCGUUAUGAGGAUGACUUUAUACAGGAGCGAAUGCGUCAGUUGCAAGGUUGGGUCAACCGCAUGGUGCGUCAUCCAGUCAUCUGCCGCAGCGAGGUGUUUCACCAUUUUCUCACCUGUACGGACGACAAGAAAUGGAAAAACGGCAAACGCAAAGCAGAGAAAGAUGAGUUCCAAGGUGGAAAGUUUUUCCAUGUUCUUCAGACGCCAACUGAGCAGUUGGACAUUCGUGACAUUGAAAAGAAGAUGGAAGUGUUCAUCAAGUUUGUCAACAGCAUGACAGACAAUGUGAAGAAUUUGAUCACAGUCCACCACGAGUAUGCAAAAAAGCAAUUAGGCCCGUUCAAACGAGAGUACAGUAAAAUUGGCAGCAGUUAUCGCCAGCUGGCCCAGACUUUCACCAUGGACAAGGGAGCAUAUGCCCAAAGGUUGACUGCCGCUAUAGACUACACUGGAGAAGCUUUCAAUGAUAUAGGAGAAAUGUUUGCCAAGCAGCCACCGAAAGAUUCAUACCCACUCCUGGAGAGCCUGUAUGAGUACAAAGGUGUACUGCAUGUUUAUCCUGAUGUGCUGAAAGUUCAUGAGGGUGCGAUCGGGAAAGCCAAGGACUGCAUGAAACUCCAGGAGGAAGGCAAGAUGUCGGAGUCAGAGGUGAACAGCGUGCUGGCCCGAGCUGACACCAUUUCGUACGGAACCCUGAGCGAGAUGAACCACUUCCAGCAUGAGAGAGUGGUCGACUUCAAGCACAUGAUGCAGAGUUACCUCAGGGAGCAGAUCGAGUUCUACAAGCAGGUGACAAGCAAGCUGGAACAAGCCUUACAGCAUUAUGAUGAUGCAUAAUGGUCGCUGCACGUAGGUGGGAACCAAGCCUGUGCGUAGCGGUGCUAAUUUGUGCACAAUAUGUCAACAUUGUUUAUGUUUUUAUAUAAGUGUACACUUGUACAGAGAGCCAGCAUAGUAUGCCCAAUAGUGAUUCAGCAUCUGUUAUGCCAAGUGCACAUGAAUGACCCGUAAGAGAAAGUAAAUUCAUUUGAUUGAAUGUUCUUCUACAUGAGUUAAUGAUGAAUAACCUACUGAAUGGUUUGUCUGAGUAGUUGCUUGUUGCGAUUGGAUAAUCUUGACUGGCAGGGUGGGCUGCCUACCUGAACAGGUCACCUGGAUAAUUGAUAAUAUCCCCUGAACAAAUGCAUCCUCGCCCAUCUGCCUUGUAAUAUUUCUGUUUGCAGCGUCAUCCUGUCUGUCCCUCCAGGUUCAAGUUUGUACUCUAUUGAAAACUAGAGAGGUCAUAGUGAAAUACCGAUUGUUACUGUAAAGGAUAUUUAUCUAUACAUAUAUAUAUAUUAAAUGUGAAAAUACUGUGAACAUAUUAUGCGAUGUUAUUGAAUGAAACUUUGUUCCCAUUUUGCUUAUGGAGAGAAGUGCCUAUCUUUUCAAUUCGAAGAAAUUUUGUAGUUGGAGCCGGGGUGGGGGGGUGCAAUGUGUUUUGUUUUGCCCUACGUGCUGGUCACUUGUACUGUGCAACCAUCAUUUUUCAGUGUUCCUGUGACAGUUCUUUGGCUGCUACUAUUUUUUCCCUCCUUAUGGUUGACAAACAUUAAGUAAAAACAUUUCUGCUUUGAUGAGAGUACUGCAGAGUGGAUUUUUGUUUUAAGGGACUGUCUCUGAUUUGUCAUGAAGUCUGCCAACAGGAGAUCGUAAAUUGCCGAUUACUUACUCUUUAUCUUGCCUUAAAAAAGUGAAAUUUCUGUAGUGAUAUUGACUUUACGUUCUAUGUUUAGGAUCAGAAUUUCCUGAAAAAAUUACCCUUUUUUGGGGGGAGGUGCUGAAUCAGUAUGAAAUAUGCCUGUCUGUUGAAAUUUUGGGUUUGUUUUGUUCUUGCGGCCUUCUUUUUUAAUUGAGUCUUAUUGUGAGUCCUGGCAAAGAAUCUUAGAACCAGUUUGUGCCUGUACAGAGAUGUGUACUGUGAUUUCUAUGUGUGCUUAAAACUACAUAUUAUGGGGGUGAUAACCUGUUGUCGUUACUACCGCUUGGGGGGUGCUUGUUUUUUUGUUUAGUUAUCAGUUUUGCUGCUCUGAGCUGUCACAUAUUUAUGUUAUAUAUAUAUAUACUUAACAACAUACUUUCAUGUGAGAUAUUAUUAUUAUUAUUUUUAUUAAAGUUUGCAAUAGAUGUUUGAAAUAAUGGUCAGAUUUUCAGUUGUGAUUUUUUGUCUGUCUGAGACGGGUCAUCCUGUAGAAGUCUGAUGUCCUUUACUUUAUUGUGGAGUUCGCUAUUUAUUUAUGUUUCGUGUCCACGGCCUUGGGAGCAAAACCUCCAUAUUUAAAAUUAAUUUCUACAUUUUGUUGUAGAAUUAUGAGUAUCUCAAAUGUUUGUACUCACCUUGUAAAAGCAGGUCGAACAUAGAUACUCCUUUUUUUUCUUGCAACGACACUUUGCCAAUUAAAACAAAUGGUCGUGAAAGUUUAUCUCCCUCUCCUUUCAAUGACUCGACCUCCGAAGUUGUAGAUGCCAGAAAUGUCCAUACCAUGUCCAAGCAACUUAUCUUCUUCAGUUGUAUUAACUUGAGGUGCACACUGACAUCUGUGGAGUUAUGGUUGUGCUUUUCGACUUUGCUCGCAGAAGAUGAUACUCAUAUCAAGUAUCAUUGCCUGUCUUUUGGGUUGCUGUAGGUCACUCAGCUUGAGUAUGCCACCUUCUAAAUCUAAACUGUGUCGAAGAGAGCGUAAAACAUUUACAAUCAGUCAUUUACAAUCUAUCGGGUGCAAUAUGCACUCUCCUGUGAAAUUGUCUUUGUCUCUGUUACACAGUUUUCUUCCAACAAACCAUUGAUACGCCAUUGUGCUUUUAUUUUUCCCUCUUGACAUUAACAUUUUGUCGGGGCAGAAGUCUUUGGUAUGUCCUGCCGUCAGGGAUGUGGGACAGCAUAAAUGCUCUGUACUCUCUCUGUCUAUGGAAACUGUACUGAGAUUUCUUAUGUUAGCGCUUACAGGGUGUAGCUAUCGCACCCGGUGUUGAUGUAUGUAUGUGUGGUCUUAAAGAUCAAUCAGAUUUGUCAGUAUUGUUUGGCUGGGGCCUUUAAUGAAAUAUGAAAUUGCGAACAGAGCAGGUAUAGAUUCACACUUUCACUGUGUGCUGUAUUUUAGACAGUAUAAAAAUCUGGUAAAUGCUGGUACAAAUAUGUUGUCGGAAGAUGUUUGGUUAUUUUCCCUGUGUCUGACGGCGAUGAUAAUUAACUAGUGCUGCAAAUUUCCUUGUGAUGCAAAAUAGCUUGGGUUGUUGGUACAGGUCAUUGUCAUUGAAAAAUGGGCCUUGUUAUGAUUUUCUGAUGUCUGCAUAAGGAAAGUUAUGUUUUGCUACUUCGUUAUUGUUUUUUAUUUCUAAUUUGUCACUUUUAAAAUGUUUAUUGAUACUGUGGUCAUGAUAGACCUUAGUUAAACUCAGAUUGAAAUACUGGGUGUGUACUAACAUUUAUAGCAGCUUAUAAUCACCAAUGUUGUGCUAGUUUUCAAUUGUGCAAUGCUAUUUCUAUGACUGCAUGUAAGAAAUUGAGAUGUUAGCUAACUGACACAUAUGCAUGUAAUAUAUAAAUAUCAUAUAUUAUGAAUAAUUAAAAUGAUUCAAUGAGGACUUGUAGUUUACAGGAGCCAAUAGGUUGGCAUGUUGAAACCUACAUGAUGUAGUGUGUUUACCUGGUAAUGAAUGCUGCAUGUGUUUGAAAUGGAUAUCUAUGGGAUGUGUGUGCAAGGGGUUUAGGAGGGGGGGGGGGAUUUCAAUGUUUGUUCGAGGGAUGGGAGAAGUAAAUGGUAGAUGCAAAAUCUUUAAAAUUAUCAUCUGCAUUUAGGCAUACUUUUUUCAUGGGCUACAGCUUUUGAGUAUGGUUUAAUGCAAGAGAAAAGGAGACAGUGUGAGAGAGACUGAUGGAUAAUUUAUAGUGUUAAAGAGGUAGAGAGGAAGGGAGACAGUGUGUGAGAAAGACUGGGUGAAUGGAUUAUAAUGUUAGAGAGAUGGAGGGUGGGGGGGGGGAGGAUGUAAGAAAAAGACUGGGUGAAUGCUUGUGACAAGAUUGGUGAGAGAGAGGGACACAGAGAAAAAGUGAGAGAUUGUGAGUGUGAGAAAGACAAUGAGUGACAAUAUUGAUUAGAUAGAGGAAGAAGGAAUGAGUAAUUAACAGAGAUGGAGAGAGAGGAAGAGGGAAAAAAGUGGGAUUGAGUAUUAGACUCGAAAAGGACAAAAAGGCAAGGCUUUGGAUGCAGAGCAAAAGUUGGGAGGGGGGGGGGGCAGUUGGUUCUAGAUGUUUACAUACUGAAUUCUGUGUUUACCUGGAGCUAGGAAGCCUAUGGUGCUCGGAAUCUUGUGUAAACGCAGUAGUGACCACUGCCCCUUUAUGUGAGAGCAGCUGGGUGUUUCAGUGUGCUUAGUCGUAAACGUAGUCUUCACUUCUUUUUUCUUUUCGAGCAUUGCUGAUAGUGACUUUUUUUUCUUUCUUUUUUUUUGGUUUGUUUGUAUUGUUUUGAGGGGAAGGCAGGGGAUGAGAAUAGGCUCAAUAGAUUGAUUGUGGUUCUUUGUUUUGAGUUAAUAUGUUCCCGUUGAAUGUGUCGUUGUAUCCUUACUGGGUGCAACAUUAUCUUUGCUAAACUGUCAUAGUGAAUAUUUCUAUGAAAAUGUCAACAUUUUGUGCGUAUCCUAAUUUUUUUGUGUUAUCAAAACUCCCCCAUUAUACCUACUGCUGACUUAUUUUCUUUUAUGUUAAUUUGUAUCACACUUUGCCACUCUCAUUGUACUUUUCCAUUUCCUUGAUUGCAUUCAGGAAGAAUUUUUUUUUAACGUUUUUGUUUUGUUAUUUUCUUUUUUGUCACCACUUUUUUCCUUUACACUUUGUAUUUGAUGGACUGGUAGUGUUCAUGGUCAUGCACUAUUUUCUUGUGUUUUCAUCAGGUUCAGUUUCUGUCUCCCGUUUUUCUACCACUGACUUUUUGUAUGGAACUUUGUUUGUCUUAGUAGCUCUCACUCACAUUGUAGAUUUGGUAAUUGAAAAAGAUGUUCGUGUACGAGCAAUAUUUAUGUUGAUUGUAUCUUAACAAAAGCAUGAUUCCAUAAACUGUUAACGUAACUUUUUCCUCUUAUACUAUAAAACAAAAAAUAAUAUCUACUUUAAAAUCAAAGAGCAGAAAUAUCCUGUCUGCUGAAAAAUGCUGUGAAGUGGAUCCUUUUUAAAAUCAAAAUAAAGUGUUUUGGUUACCAGGUUUGGUUUAUUUUAUUAUUUCUUUUAAAAACGAAUUUAAAUUCAAUGGUUUUUUUUUUAUUCUUGUGGAAAAGUUUUGAAAAGGAAUGUUUGUGUGAACAGAGGCAAAUUGUGUCUUGUUGUAUUUUUGGGAGCAGAUUCAUUUACAAAGCCAUCACUUUCAUUUUAAUGAAUUUUGUUCUAGUAUGAAUUAAUUCCUGUGUGUUAACCCUUAUCUUGAGUGUGUUGUAUCAAUACAUUUAUUGCAUGAGAUGAAAUAUAGUUACAAAGCUCUCUAUUUUCCAUACAAUUAGGUCUUUCAAAUUAUGAAGUCGUUCUCAAAUUACAGGCCUUUGGCCCGGUAUUUAGAUGAUAACCCAAUAUGAAGAAGAUCAAUUUUUCUACCUUUGGUAGAAAGUAGAGUAACUAACUAGUCAUGUAGAUAGCUUACAGUUCUUGAUUCCAAAACCUUUCAAGACUGUCAAAGCUAAAUACUUUUUUGCUAAGGGGUUUGGUAUGUCUUUCAGUUUUCUGAUUGUUAAUGCCUCUACAGUCUUAUUGCAAUAAUUAAUACCUGUUCUGUAUCCCACUCCCUCCUCCUAUAGCUAGUUGCAUUGAUGAGAGAGAGAAUAUGAAA